Messenger RNA from Lodderomyces pseudojiufengensis, 1006 nucleotides. RefSeq lists its product as uncharacterized. The annotation marks the transcript as partial. The transcript has 2 exons. NCBI's taxonomy places the organism in Eukaryota, Fungi, Ascomycota, Pichiomycetes, Serinales, Debaryomycetaceae. The record is from RefSeq and is a predicted model, not a curated record.
AUGAUUAAUGAUAUCGGUCAGACGGUCACCACUACAGUGACUGUUAUGUCAUAUGAUCAAGUAGGUGAGGGUGUAUACACUUCUGCUCCUGCUUACUCGCAGCCCCCAGACAGGCACAUCUACUAUCCAACUACCAUUUCCACUGUCCCUGUCGGAGGUGAAGCCGACUACACCACAACAGUCGACAGGGGCAAUGGCAGUACCGAAACUGAUGUCAUUUCGCAUAUCACCACUACCGACUCCAAUGGUAAUCCUACAACAAUAACCACCACGAUCACCAAUGCACCUGCACCUUCGAUUUCUAAAGCAAAUAUUGGGUCUGAUUACACCACCACUGUGGUUUCUAACGGUCACACGUUCACCGAGGUUGUAUCCCAUAGCACAGGUACUGAUGAGCACGGUCACACAAUUGUUUCUACAGUAACGCAAACCGUGGGUGGCCAGAGUCAUGGCAGCACUGUCUCAAGUGCAGCACCAGCCUCAACAGUAUCCGGUGCAGGAUCUAAUGCAUCUGGAGCAGCAGGUGUAGGUGGUAUUGUCAACUCUCAGAAACCUCAGUCAGGAAAUGUGGCUGGCCAAGGGUCUGGCAACGAAAAGCCAACACAAGCUGCUGGCACAGCCGGUGGUAGUCGCUCUGGAUCUGGAUCUGGCUCUGGCUCUGGGUCAGUGCACCAAUCGGCAGGCAAUAAUGUACCAUCUGGAUCUUUAUCUGUUCAGACUGCAAAUAAUACAGCAUCUGCAGUCAGUGGUAUUCAUGGUAGCCAAACACCACACUCUGUACCUUCACAAGCUCAACAACAAGGACAAGGACAAGGCCAAGGACAAGCACCAUCGUCACGUCAACAGGCUGCCACGACUGUUCUAUUAUCAUCUGGUUCCUCUGUUGACAACAUCGGCAGUGGAUUCAGCAGCACGCAAACAGCUUCUGUCCUACAGGGUAAGGGUGCUUCGAUUAGAGUUGCUUCUUCCAGUAUUGUAUUCUCAAUGAUUGCAGUAAUAGUUGUCG